Nanorana parkeri is the source of this 1590-nucleotide messenger RNA. It is a transcript of the gene LMOD2, whose product is annotated as leiomodin 2. Bases 1 to 1590 code for a protein of 529 amino acids. The record is from RefSeq and is a predicted model, not a curated record. Gene Ontology annotation, cellular component: myofibril; striated muscle thin filament. Lineage: Eukaryota; Metazoa; Chordata; Amphibia; Anura; Dicroglossidae. Gene Ontology annotation, biological process: pointed-end actin filament capping; muscle contraction; myofibril assembly. The transcript is spliced from 4 exons. Gene Ontology annotation, molecular function: tropomyosin binding.
AUGUCUACCUUUGGAUAUAGAAGGGAGAUCAGUAAAUAUGAAGAUAUUGAUGAAGAUGAGCUGCUGGCUUCCCUCUCACCAGAGGAGCUCCAGGAACUGGAAAGGGAAUUGGACGAUAUUGAACCAGAUCGUAACCUUCCUGUUGGAAUGAGGCAAAAAAGUUUAACAGAAAAGUCCCCAACGGUGAACUUCAGCAGAGAAGCCCUAAUGGCUUAUUGGGAAAAGGAAACACAAAAGCUUCUAGAGAAAGAAAUUGGAGCAUGUGCUCAGGAUCACAAGGAAGAAGAUGAAAGUGAGGAGGAUGACUUUGCAGGAAGCAACAGUGAAGUGUCAGAGGAGGUUUAUACAGAAGAAGAUGAGGAUGAGGAAGAAGAAAGAGAAGAAGAAGAAGGAGAAGAAGAAGAGGAACACAAGGAAGAAUAUGAAAGUGAACUAGAAGAGAAUGAAAAGGAAAUCAAAGAAGAGGUGGUGUCUUGCAAUGGAUUAAGUGGAAGUGGUGACAAAUACAGGAGACCUACAGAUGAUACUGUGAACUGUAAGGCAUUGACUGGCCCUGUUCUCUCAAACCCAACCGUUAUUGAGGAAGCACUAGAAAACAUCAAAAUCAAUGAUCCUGACACUAUUGAAGUGAACCUCAAUAACAUUGAGAAUACAACACCUGAUACGUUAAUGGCAUUAGCAGAGGCUCUGAAAAAUAAUACUAGUGUUAAAUUAUUCAGUUUAGCAAACACUCAUGCUGAUGACAAUGUGGCAUUAGCUAUCGCUAACAUGUUGAGGGUAAAUAGAAGUAUCACGUCUUUAAACAUAGAAUCAAACUUUAUCACAGGUAAAGGAAUAUUAGCCAUUAUGAGAGCUCUUCAGUAUUCCAACAAUAUCUUGACAGAAUUGAGAUUUCACAAUCAAAGGCACAUCAUGGGAAGUCAAGUGGAAAUGGAAAUAGUAAAAUUACUAAAAGACAACACAAGUAUUGUCAAACUAGGUUAUCACUUUGAGCUUCCAGGACCACGUAUGUCUAUGACAAGCAUACUUACCAGAAACAUGGACAAACAGAGACAGAAAAGAAUGCAGGAACAAAAGGAAUCUGGUUAUGAUCCUUCAUCUAACUUAAGGCCCAAGACAUUGCAGAGAGGAACUCCAGGGGCUUCACCGUGUCCUUCUCCUAAGAGUUCACCAUGGUCAUCACCAAAACCGACUAGAAAAGUUCAGGCUACCAUCACCUUAGCUCCCCCUCCACCUCCUCCACCACCACCUCCACCACCUCCUCCACCUGCCCCUCCAUUAUUGCAAGCAGUUCAGGAAAAAAAGGUUCCCACAAGGAAUAUUGCUGAAGUCAUCAAGCAGCAUGAAAGAUCGGCAAAGAAAAUUCAUAAUGGACAGAAUAAAACAAAAGGCAAAAAGAGUAAAAAAGAACAAAACAACAUAUUAAAAGAAAUAAAAAAUUCUCUAAGAUCAAUUUCAGAAAAGAAAGCAGAAGAGGGUUCUAGACCGUCUACACCACAAAGAUCUGUACACGAUGACCUUAUGGAAGCUAUCAAAGGAAGCAGCAUAAGACAGUUGAGGAAGGUGGAAGUACCUAAAGAACUGCGGUAA